AUGACCUUCUUUUCCAACAAUACCCUUAGUCUGGAGCAGACUAUCACCAUCAACUACGUUUCCGCUCACUGCAUGUGCCACAAAAGGCCACUCAAGUGGUACGAGGAACAGCUUGCCCUCAAAGGGCACAUUGGUCUGAGUGACUACCUACGCUCCGAGCUGCCAGCCGACGAAAAAGUACGGCUAAAACACAAUGACAUCGGGACUCUUGCGAACGACCUGAUCUCCUACGUCGGUCGAUGUGGAGCUCAGGGGAAGCCGUUCAGGGUCUUGACCUACCACGACGUGAUUGAGCCUGAUCAUACCAACGAGCUCAGCUACUUUAUCUGGGCCAAAGAUUUGGGCCUCGACAUUGAUACUGAGUCUUGGUCUCCUCACAAAGCCUGGAAGCUUGCGCCGGUCCAGCUGGGUUACCUCGCUGCUCAGACAUGUACCAUGAUAUCUCGGAGCAACACCCCCUGGACAACCUGGCUUGCACAGCUUGUUACGGACCUGAACAAGAGCCUCCACAAUCCUGGCGCUCCCACCUCGCCGCCUCGUACGUGUUUACCACUUCAAACUAGCUUGUCGCUUGAUACUGCCGUUGAUCCCGAACGUGGACCUGUACCCUUCAGAAGCGGUGGUGAAACAGAUGAUGAUGUGAGCUCAGACAAGAUACAGCAUCCUUCACCGGAACCUCAGAAAAGAGAUUGUGUCAAGCUUCGUGUUAAGCGCAAGUUUGAUAUGGUUCGUAUGGGUGUCAUGGAUGAUGGUGGACAUGGAGGCAAGCUUGCAUUUCUGGUUUGCCUCUACAAGCGGCUUCACACAGAAGUGAAGCUUCCCGUUCUAAUUGAUCUGAGCGAAAUGCAAUCCCUUCUUGAACUCCUUCUGUUCCUUUGUCAAGCGAUUUUCGAGAAGCUUGGACAAGCCAAAAUUCUACCAAACGAUCCUAUUAUACUCAAUGUAUACAUUACAGAGAUGAUCGAACUCUAUAAUAAUGCUCACGAACCGCUUAAAACCGUGGACCAUGUGCCAGAGUCCCCAAAAGAACCUCGAGAAGUUUUGGCAUGUCUGCACCAUCUGUUUCCAGGCGACCUUGAUUGUAUCAAUCUGCAGAGCAUAACCUACAAACAGUUUGCUAUCGUUGUUGGCUUCUACCUUGGUCAAACGGACCGGAUUCCCAGACAUAAAGCUGGCUUAUGGUAUCUGACCGGAAUAGCGACAGAUAUAGCGAACGCAGUUUACCCCCGAAGAGUAUCUGUACUACUCGACGAAUCUCACUUGUGCCCGACGGGUACCUUCUACCAUUCUGACUCUGGAGAUUCAGAAACAGAGGAAGAAGGUGAGGGCAUGCGCCAACUAGAGGGAGAAAUUACCAACCUGGACCUUUCGUCGAAAGAUGCCUCCAAUAGGCCAAGCAAGGACUAUUACACCAGUUCCCAACCUGAUACACCUUUUGCUAGUGUUGAUACACUACAGUACAUUGCAGGUCACCCUCAAAUAUAUCACAAAAUCCUCAUUCUAUAUGUUGCCCUCCACGGAGGCUCAUCUCAGGCUCCAUACGACUUUACGGCCUUGUACGAAGCCUUUAUGCAAAACGGACUGUUCAACUUUCUGAAACUCCUCCGCAGACGCCUAGCUGGAACCUUUCGGCCGUACAGAGCCUGCCGACAUGACCUCUUAGCAGACUUUGAGGACUUACGGCUGAGAGUCAAGACUCGAAAUGGUCACAACUUUACGAGACUUCAUAUUAGUCACCAACUUGAGCGCGGUUUGGACGACAAAACAGUUCUCCUGCUAUUAGGUCAGGCUGCGAGGAUACCUGUUCCUGAAUGUUCGCGUGACACUCUGGCCAAGAUUGCACUUCUGACAGGAAUGCUCCUCGCAGAAAGUGGUCGCUACAUACUAGACGACUCUUCAGUUACGAGCACUGGCUACAAAGUUGCUCUAUAUUACUUGCUGUUUCAAGAAUGUCCGCAUGCUACCUCACUUCAGUCUUCUGGGUCUAGAUCACCAUCCGCUACUGCCACGACUAGCGCUAUGCCUGAUGAAACAUUGAUUGGCAGCACGGACGAUCAAAGCUCUCGUGGCGACCGAAGUGAGUUCGACUUUGUUGAUGCGGAUGAAGGAUACGAGGCAGAACUUGUAUUUUGA
Molecule: messenger RNA, 2133 nt
Organism: Fusarium mangiferae
Lineage: Eukaryota; Fungi; Ascomycota; Sordariomycetes; Hypocreales; Nectriaceae
Exons: 2
Coding region: 1-2133 (710 amino acids)
Source: RefSeq, a predicted model, not a curated record